This is a messenger RNA of Sebastes umbrosus (honeycomb rockfish), 3080 nucleotides long. RefSeq names its product vimentin-like. Gene Ontology annotation, cellular component: cytoplasm; axon; intermediate filament. The transcript has a single exon. Gene Ontology annotation, molecular function: structural constituent of cytoskeleton. Gene Ontology annotation, biological process: intermediate filament organization. Lineage: Eukaryota; Metazoa; Chordata; Actinopteri; Perciformes; Sebastidae. Bases 861 to 1997 code for a protein of 378 amino acids. The record is from RefSeq and is a predicted model, not a curated record.
UUACAUGUAGAUCAGGGUUAGCAGACAUUUCAGCCUUCCACCCCUGGUAAGAGCCACUGGUAUGAUACAUGGGAUGAAACCCUCAACUGAUACUGAUAGCUGCUUUAAUUCAGCAUUUAAUUUAAAUGCUUUCUGGGCACCCACUCUCCUCUCCGUUUCCUCUUUUUAUAUCUGGAGAAUACAUCUCUCUGUAAUGAUUUUUUUCCUCUUUCAUUCUGAACAGUUGCACUGAAGUGUGCCCUUUCUAUUUCCUCAUAGGUUUAAUGUUUUUUUAUAAUUAUGUUAGGUGGUAACUGAGAUAAGAAUAUGAAAUAUUCAUCAUGUUUUUCAAAUGUAAUUUAAAAUUAUACUUAAGGUGCAUGACUUGUUCAUUGAUGUGGAGAGAGUUAAGGGAAUCGGCGUCAGAGCAGUUUCACAAAGUUGUGUAGGAAAACCUGCUGCCAAAGCAGUUUGUCACUGUUUACCAGUGCACUGAGUGCCCUCCAUGUCACACCCAACUUCAUUACCAUCCUAAGUGGAUAGAAAAUGAAAAAUAGCCGUCAUACAUGGUCCCUUCACUAUUUCACAUCCUGGCGCAAAGGCCAGGGAGUGGACUCGACCCGUCCUGGCCGGUAACAGUACAGCGUUAGCUAAUAAAGAGCAUGCAGCCACAGUUCUCUGUAAGUCUGUCAUAAUCCACAUUUGAAAUAUGUUCAAACCGAGCGCGAGUUUCACGGCUGUCCGAGACAUUCUUUAUUGCCGCAUAAAAACUCGGAGGUGAUCUGUGGGAGCGUCAGUUGCGACGCGGGCUACACAAAGAGAAGCCGAGAGAGCAGCUGUUCCUCUGUAAACUGAAAAACAAACCCAGUACUUUACACAACAUGAGGGCCGCGUCUUACACCCAGAAGAGCCUGCAGGUCAGCGGCUCCGGCGGCAGAGUGAGGGUUCAGAGCCCGUCGCCUUCCCGCUGCCGUGGAUCCUCAUAUGACAGCCGGGGGCGCGCCGGUUAUCGCAGCACCGCCGUCGAGUUGGGCACAGAGAUACACCAGCAACAUGCCAACGAGAAGGAGGAGAUGCAGGAACUCAAUGUCAAGUUUGCAGGAUACAUCGAGAAGGUCCAGGCACUAGAGCAGAGAAACGCCGCUCUUCAUGCUGAGCUGGCUGCGCUGCAGAGCCGCUACAAGAGCGGCCCCGCAGGCAUCGGAGAAGAAUAUGAGCUCAGGUUUAAAGAGGUGCGGGAGCUGAUUGAGGCCCUGACUAAUGAGAAGGGAGCAGCUGAUAUCGAGCGAGGCUACAUUGAAGAAGAGGUUGAAGUGUGGAGACUAAAGCUGGAGGAGGAGAUGGCACUCAAAGAGGAGGCAGAGAUGAUACUGAGGGAGUUUCGCCAGGACGUCGACGGCGCCACGCUGCAGAAGGCCGAGCUGGAGAAGCGUAUAGAGCAACUUGUGGCCGAGAUAGAGUUCCUCAAGAAGCUGCACGAUGAAGAGGUGGCUGACCUCAUGAAGCAGAUCGAGGACUCAAAGAUUACCGCAGAGCUGGAUGGGGAUCGGCCUGACCUGGCUGCUUAUCUGCGCAACAUGCGCGCAGAGAUCGAAUCUGUCGCCGCCCGCAACGUCCAGGAAGCCGAGAAGUGGUACAAGAGCAAGUUCGACACCCUCAAGGAGCACGCCGGCAAAAAUGAGGAGCAAAUGAAGACCAUGAAAGACGAGAUUACGACCUUCCACACCCAAGUGACAGAGCUGCAGAACCAGAUCGACGGGAUGCGGGCUCGCAACUCAGCCAUGGAGCAGCAGCUGGAGGACAUGGAGAUGUCCCACAUGGAUAAAGUGGGGAGCCUCGAGGGUGUCAUCGCUCAGUUGGAGAUCCAGCUCUGCGAAACCAAACUGGAGAUGACCAAGUAUCUCCAAGACUACCAGGAACUGCUGCACAUUAAGCUCAAGCUGGACGCAGAGAUCGCCACCUACAGGAAGCUGCUGGAAGGGGAGGAGUCUAGGCUUGGAAUUGCCAAAGAUGCCUAAAUAUCCGGGAUGAGAGGAGUCCAAAGCAGCCACAGAGAAGACCAGCAGAGCAUCGUGGAACGGAGAGAUCAGCUCAUACUUGUUAAAAAGAUUCUUCCCCUAUCUCACCCAUUCGUCCCCUACUUUACCCUCCACACGCCAAGGACUGAGUAUUGUUUGAAAUGUUUCGAUAUCAAUGCCGAUUUGGCACCUGAGUUUCAGUGCAGAUGCCAAAAUAAUCUUAAAAUCGGCGUUUGUGAAAUGUGUUUUUUCAACAAAAACAUUUUUUUUAUAUCAUAUGAUAUCAAAUGUAAAAUGUUGUCAAAACACAUGUUCUUUGGAAAGAACUUUUAUUCUAAAAUUGCCAAAAUUUUGAUUCAGUAAAUUGAGGGAAAACGCAUACCUACUCUAGUGAGCUGCUUGCUUGCAGGCAAACAUCCCCCUCAAAGAAAGACUUUCCCAGAGUUUUGAUUCAAAUCAGGAAGUUAAAAGAUAAAAAAAAUAAGUAAAUAAGAUCACAAAUCAGACCAAACGAGCUACAGACACUCAGUCACUACGGUACGCAGCCCUUCUUACCCUAUUGCCACACCCUGACCCCGUUAUCUUUACGUCUUUGCUUACAAUGUCUGCUUGCCUCCCAUUUCCUCCCAGUCCUUCAUACUUUAAAUUUUACAUAAUUUUCUCAAAACAACCCUCCAGUCCUUCUCCUUUCCUAACCAGCUCUACCCCGACGCCUCCAGUACCCCCCUGGUUCACGUUUUUCGGCCCUCAGGUCUCCUUAGUUAUUCCCUUUUCCUACAACACCCUUGCUGAAUUCACCUUCCCUUUUUUCCUGCCAAAUCAACCCCACUGUUAAACCUCUCUCACCGUUUCUGUCACUUCCCUUUGCUACAUCUGCUCACUUUCCUCCUUGAUCCAACUUUAGGUUCCCACCUCCUUUACAAAAAAACACUUUUGUCCUCAACAGAUAUGAUUAGUGUUUUGCCUGGUCUUUACAGAAUCCACUGGUUAGUCCAAAUGUUUUGACAAGACACAACUAUUGACCAUUUACACUAAUGUUGACCAACUUUUACUUAAUAAAGAUUGAAGUGAGUGCAUACAAAA